GGCAAAAAGUUUCUUUUGCAAGUUUUCGGUGACCAGCCGCGCGGCGACUAUCGAAGGUGAUCUGACAGCGUGUCCCGCACUGAGCUGCAUCUCUCUGAGUGACUCACAUGGACAUCGCCCGCUAGCUCUCUGCUCAAAGGAGUUCUUGCCUUGUGUUUUAAAUGCACAAUUCGAAGCAUGACUUUAAAGUACGAUCCUGAUUUUGUUUGAGUUUGCAUUUGCAAAGUCGAACUUUAUUAUUUUUGCCUUGCAGUUCUUGAUUUCAUAAAAAAAUAUUGUUGCAAAGAUUUUUCUGUUGCAAUUUUUUUUUGGAUUGCAAAGCGUCUCUUGCAAUUUUGCCCUUUUAAAAAAAAAACAUUUGUGGCCGUAGUAAGACGAUCGGAUUUGCCAAGUCGAUGCUGAACAUGACAGAAGAACACGAUAAGAUGGUGGCGGAGGGGGCGUGCAGCCCGGGCUGCAGCGGCUCUGAGAGCGAGUCGGUGGGUUCCCCGGGCUCCAUGUCGGACAGCGAGGCUCAGCACGCCGGCCUGUCCGAGUCGGAGGACGGCGGGGGCUGCGGUCGUCCGCUCUCGUCCGCCAACGGCAAGAAGAUGAGCGGCGAAGAGGACGAGCGCUUCCCGGCCUGCAUCCGAGAGGCAGUGAGCCAGGUGCUGAAGGGGUACGAUUGGACUCUGGUGCCCAUGCCCGUGCGGAUAAACGGCACGUCCAAGAACAAGCCCCAUGUCAAGAGACCCAUGAAUGCCUUCAUGGUAUGGGCGCAGGCUGCUCGCCGUAAACUGGCGGAUCAGUACCCGCACCUUCACAACGCCGAGCUCAGCAAAACCCUGGGCAAACUCUGGCGGUUGCUGAGCGAGAAUGAGAAGCGUCCUUUUGUGGAGGAGGCUGAGCGCCUGAGGGUGCAGCACAAGAAGGACCACCCCGACUACAAGUACCAGCCUCGGCGGAGAAAGAGCGUGAAGAACGGGCAGGCGGACUCGGAUCAGGGCGCCGAGCAGAGCCACCUGCCCGUGAACCAGCUGUACAAAGGCGGCCACCCAGGAGACAGCCUCCCCGGGGGGAGGGUGGUUCCCGAUGGGCACCACCCGCCUGAACACACAGGCCAUGCACAAGGGCCCCCAACACCACCCACCACCCCCAAAACCGAUCUCCACGCAGGGAAGCAUGAGCUGAAAAGGGAGGGGCGCCCCAUGGCAGAGAAUGGCCGCCAGAACAUCGACUUCAGCAACGUGGACAUCAGCGAGCUGAGCAGCGAGGUCAUCAACAACAUGGAGACCUUUGAUGUCCAUGAGUUUGACCAGUACCUACCACUGAAUGGCCACGCAGUGCCUCUCUCUUCUGACCACAGCCAUGGACCGAACUCGACAGGCUCCUACAGUGCAGCCUACAUAACCAGCAGCAGCCCAGCUCAAGUUGUCUGGAACCAUAAGAGUGCCUCAUCCUCUUCACCUUCAUCAUCAGUUUCCAGUGAACCAAGUCAGCAAAGACCGCACAUUAAGACCGAACAACUCAGCCCAAGCCACUACAAUGACCAACAGCAUGGCUCUUCACCACAAACCGAUUAUAGCUCCUACAGUAACCAGGCUUGCUCACCUGCCAAUGCUGCUGCAGCUGCCUUUUCUGGCUCCCAGUGUGACUAUUCAGAUGUCCAGGGCCCCAAUUACUACAAUCCUUACUCUGGAUACCCUUCGAGCAUCUACCAGUACCCAUAUUUCCAUUCAUCUCGCCGGCCUUAUGCUUCACCCCUCCUGAAUACUCUGUCCAUUCCUCCAUCCCACAGUCCAACUAACUGGGACCAACCAGUGUACACGACCCUCACCAGGCCAUAGGAAGCCCUCGCCUCCCAGGAAAAGUGUUGGGUGGGGUU
Molecule: messenger RNA, 1864 nt
Organism: Carcharodon carcharias (great white shark)
Lineage: Eukaryota; Metazoa; Chordata; Chondrichthyes; Lamniformes; Lamnidae
Product: transcription factor SOX-8-like
Exons: 3
Coding region: 396-1826 (476 amino acids)
Biological process (GO): negative regulation of transcription by RNA polymerase II; neural crest cell development; morphogenesis of an epithelium
Cellular component (GO): nucleus
Molecular function (GO): DNA-binding transcription factor activity, RNA polymerase II-specific; RNA polymerase II cis-regulatory region sequence-specific DNA binding
Source: RefSeq, a predicted model, not a curated record